GGGCGGAGCGGCGCGGAGCGGAGCGGGAGGUUCAGCACCAAGGAGAGCUCCCCGCGCCGCGCCGCGCCGGGCCGCAUGGGGCCGAGCUGAGCGGGAGGGCGGCGGGCAGCGGGCGGGGGCCCGGCGGGCUCCGGGCCGGCCGUGGAUGAGCACCAUGCGGCUGCUGCUGCUCGCCCUGCUCUUCUCCUCCUCUUUCGCCCGCGCCGGCUGCGACCCCAAGAUCGUCAAUAUCGGCGCGGUGCUGAGCACCAAGAAGCACGAGCAGAUCUUCCGCGAGGCGGUGAACCAGGCCAACAAGCGGCACGGCACCUGGAAGCUGCAGCUCAACGCCACCUCGGUCACGCACAAACCCAACGCCAUUCAGAUGGCUCUCUCCGUCUGCGAGGACCUCAUCUCCAGCCAGGUCUAUGCAAUAUUAGUUAGUCACCCUCCUGCUCCCAACGAUCACCUAACACCAACACCCGUAUCAUACACAGCUGGCUUCUACAGGAUCCCUGUCAUUGGUCUGACAACACGCAUGUCUAUAUAUUCUGAUAAGAGCAUCCACCUGUCCUUUUUGCGCACGGUCCCACCAUACUCUCACCAGGCCAACGUCUGGUUUGAGAUGAUGAGAGUCUUCAACUGGAAUCACGUCAUUCUGAUAGUCAGCGACGACCACGAGGGUCGUGCUGCACAAAAGAAGCUGGAGACCCUCUUGGAGGAGAGAGAGUCCAAGAGUAAAAAAAGGAACUAUGAAAACCUCGACCAACUUUCCUAUGACAACAAGCGAGGACCCAAGGCUGAGAAAGUGCUGCAGUUUGACCCCGGGACCAAAAAUGUGACGUCGCUGCUGCUGGAGGCUAAAGAGCUGGAGGCUCGCGUCAUCAUCCUCUCCGCCAGUGAGGAUGAUGCGGCAACGGUGUACAGAUCAGCAGCCAUGCUCAAUAUGACGGGCUCCGGCUACGUGUGGCUGGUGGGGGAACGGGAGAUUUCGGGCAAUGCCCUGCGCUACGCCCCUGAUGGAGUCAUCGGCUUGCAGCUCAUCAAUGGGAAAAAUGAGUCAGCCCACAUAAGUGAUGCAGUGGCGGUGGUGGCCCAGGCUGUGCACGACUUGUUUGAGAAGGAGAACAUCACCGACCCACCAAGGGGCUGUGUGGGCAACACCAACAUCUGGAAGACGGGGCCCCUUUUCAAGAGGGUGUUAAUGUCCUCCAAGUACUCGGAGGGUGUCACCGGACGGGUAGAAUUCAAUGAGGACGGGGACAGGAAGUUUGCCAAUUACAGCAUCAUGAACCUGCAGAACCGCAAACUGGUCCAGGUUGGGAUUUACAACGGUAGCAAUGUCUUGACCAACGACCGGAAGAUAAUCUGGCCAGGAGGAGAAACUGAGAAACCUCAAGGCUAUCAGAUGUCGACCAAACUGAAGAUCGUAACAAUUCAUCAAGAGCCCUUUGUGUAUGUGAAGCCCACGCAAGCAGAUGGGACGUGCAGGGAGGAAUUCACCAUCAAUGGUGACCCUGUCAAAAAGGUCUUUUGCACAGGGCCCAACGAGACCAUCCCAGGCCGGCCCACUGUGGCACUGUGUUGCUAUGGUUUCUGCAUCGACCUGCUCAUCCGCCUGGCUGGUGUGAUGAACUUCACCUACGAGGUUCACCUGGUGGCUGAUGGUAAAUUUGGUACCCAAGAGCGGGUGAACAACAGCAACAAGAAGGAGUGGAAUGGGAUGAUGGGGGAGCUGCUGAGUGGCCAGGCGGAUAUGAUUGUGGCUCCCCUCACCAUCAACAAUGAGCGGGCACAGUACAUCGAGUUCUCCAAGCCCUUCAAGUACCAGGGUCUCACCAUCCUUGUGAAGAAGGAAAUCCCUCGCAGCACCCUGGAUUCAUUCAUGCAGCCCUUCCAGAGUACACUGUGGCUGCUGGUGGGGCUGUCUGUGCAUGUGGUGGCAGUGAUGCUGUACCUUCUAGAUCGAUUCAGCCCAUUUGGACGGUUCAAAGUGAACAGUGAGGAGGAGGAGGAAGAUGCCUUGACACUCUCCUCAGCCAUGUGGUUCUCCUGGGGAGUCCUGCUGAACUCCGGCAUUGGAGAAGGUGCUCCCCGGAGUUUCUCUGCUCGUAUUCUGGGCAUGGUGUGGGCUGGCUUCGCUAUGAUCAUUGUGGCUUCCUACACUGCCAACCUAGCUGCCUUCCUGGUGUUGGACCGUCCCGAGGAGAGAAUUACGGGCAUCAAUGACCCCCGGCUGCGCAACCCCUCCGAUAAGUUCAUUUAUGCCACGGUGAAGCAGAGCUCAGUGGACAUCUACUUCCGACGGCAGGUGGAGCUGAGCACCAUGUACCGGCACAUGGAGAAACACAACUACGAGAGCGCAGCCGAAGCCAUCCAGGCUGUGCGAGACAACAAGCUCCACGCCUUCAUCUGGGACUCAGCAGUGCUGGAGUUUGAAGCCUCGCAGAAGUGUGACCUGGUGACAACAGGGGAACUUUUCUUCCGCUCCGGCUUCGGGAUCGGGAUGCGCAAGGACAGCCCAUGGAAGCAGAACGUCUCGCUGGCCAUCCUCAAGUCCCAUGAGAACGGCUUCAUGGAGGAUUUGGACAAGACUUGGGUGAGGUAUCAGGAGUGUGAUUCCCGUAGCAAUGCCCCAGCAACACUCACCUUUGAAAAUAUGGCAGGUGUGUUUAUGCUGGUGGCUGGAGGUAUUGUUGCCGGGAUAUUUUUAAUAUUCAUAGAAAUAGCUUACAAAAGGCAUAAGGACGCGCGGAGGAAGCAGAUGCAGCUGGCGUUUGCGGCCGUUAAUGUGUGGAGGAAAAACCUGCAGGAUAGAAAAAGUGGUAGAGCAGAACCUGACCCUAAAAAGAAAGCCACUUUUAGGUCCAUCACCUCCACCCUGGCCUCCAGCUUCAAGAGACGUAGGUCCUCCAAGGAUACGCCCUGCAGAAUGGUCCCUCAGGAGUGCCAGAGAGACAGGCUGGCACCAUGGAGCCAAGACAGCCCCGGGAAGCUGCCACCCCACUCUGAACGUCCUAGCGCCCACCAUCACCCGAGCUGCACAGCCUCUCCGCGGCACAUCAUCCCCACCGCCCCAGGAGGAGAUGCAUGUGUUCCCCAUAGGCAGCUCCUGCAACUCGAAUAGCACUCGCAGAGCUGACGUACUGCCAUCCAUCGCAGCCACCCACGCUACCGCAACCCCACAGAAGCCAUGUGAGACGCAUAAACCACACAGACACCUUCCGAGCCGGCACAUUUCGUACAGACACGUACCGAGACGCACAGAUCCCUUAGCCCACACUGCAGACGUCAUCAGCCCCCACAGCCCCACUGCCAGCCCGCGGGCCCCCAGGCACAGCACAGCACACGUCCCACGCCACCGCCAAGCGAGGGCCCCGCGAGCGUGGGGACGAUGCCAGAACUGGUCGAGGAUGGAGGGGGUGCAUGGAAAAGGUCACCUUUUCAGUGAGAGAUCAGCCAUCCCAAAACCAAGUGCUUUUUGGCUGAAAAAGGACCUAGCUUUUGGCCCCGAACAACCAUCCGUAGGCCAAAGACAGCGAGUUUUUUUUAAAGGAAAGUUGACAUUUUCUACAGCAAGAUUGCGUUUAGCUGGAAUCCUAAUUUUUAAUUGAGGAAAAAAAAAAAAGAGAAACCCCAAAUUCUUCCAGAAAAUCUUCCACCAGCCAGGGUCUGCCAUGUGAGCCCAGAUUAGGUUGAAGUCAUUUUUAAAGACAUGCUGAUUUCUUGUCUAUAUUUUCUUCCUGAUGUCAUUUAAAGUUUUUGGUGCCUUCACUUCACUUCCAUACCUUAACAUGUUUGAGUCUCUUCUGCAGUUAAUAUUAAUUAAUUUCUUGGCUUUAUAAUGUUUGGUUUGGGGAUAAUUGCACCAUCCCUGUAACAUCAUUUACCCUAAAUUACUGAUAUGUGCUUCUAGCAUUAGUUCUACUUUAACAUAGUUUUGAUAUGACAAUUUUCUUGCUUUUUUUUCUUUUGCCUUUUCCUUUUUCUUUUUUUUUUCUUUUUUAAUAUUAAAAACUGCAUGCGUGAACUCUACAAAAAAAAAAAAAAAAAAAAAGAAAAGAAAAGUAAACGCAAAUGUUACCCUGUGAUAACUCUGUGAUUGGAGGAGAUAUGCUUUCAACCCACAGCCCCGCUCUGUAUCGCAGUUCUCCUGCCAGGCUCCCCAGGUCGCUUGGUGACGUCAGGGUCCCCCGGAGCUGUGCAGAGAGGGCAGAGCACCCCGUCCCAUCCCACCCCGCCGGGCCCCCCCUUGCUGCCCCACGUCCACGUGCACCGAGGCACACGCAUCCGCACCCACACUGCUUUUUUCCUGGUUGCGUCAGGGUAUUUAACAAAGGAUCUUUUCUUCUGCCCGUAUGGCUUUUUACCCGGAGCUCUUCCUCCGGCAGAGGCUGGCAUCGUCUCCUCUGGGUGCCUGCCCUGCCUCUCCCCUCUCUGAGCCUUUUCCCCCUGGUGGGGCUCCAGCCCCAUCCCAUCAGCUUUGUUAUGGCAGCUGAGGUUUUGGCUGCACCCCUUUAGAAGAGGUGUGGUUUUGGUGGACCAGCAGAAUGCCACAGAAAGCUCCCCAGGGUGACAGAGCAGACUGACAGAGCAGCACCUCCAGGGGCUGGCCAAGGUGUUGCCACUUGGCAGAGCAACGAGGGAUUUCUUAGAGGCUCCAUUUUGAUAGCUGUUGGUGCCCUGCAUGGAUGAGCCAUCCCAAGAGAUGUUCCUCACCACGUGUACCACAUGAAUGAGACCAUGCUAGCUCCGGUCCUCACCCCAGCAGCUCCCCACUGGGGUCCUUGCGAAGCCCCAAACAAAGCAGGGGAAUCCCAAAUAGCCCACGCUGUGCUCAAGGGGCCACCAGUCCUCCCCACACAGGGUAGCCACAGUGCCAGAGCCACCAGCAGAGGCACAUGGGCCAUGGUUGCUGUCAACACAGGAUGCAUUAAAUCCUGUGAAAUCCUUCUAAAGACCAAGGAGCCCAUGGGAGCCCAGCACACCGGCAGCCCUCCUAGCUAGCAUGGUGAUUGUCCGUGGAGAGGGCUCACACAGCAGCACAUGAGACCCAGCAAGACCUCCUCCUGCCCUGGCACCAUGUUAGGUCCCCAGAGCAGCAUGACAGAGGGGUCAGUGUCACCACUCUGCAUCAGUGCCACCCACCCACGCAGGGCUUGGAGCUAGGAGAAGGAGAGGAAGGACGUAUGAAGGAGGCAGGGAGGAAUCAGCUGCCUAUUUGCAAGCCCCUGCCUGGGGAAGAAGGCUUUUUUUUUCUUUUUUUGGCUGUUGAAGGGGUGUUUCUGCUCUCCCUGCUGGUGGGAUUGCAGCUAGGGAGGUCUCCCCCAGGGGUGUUGGCUGAGCACCCCGCUGCAAGGAGUACAGAACCCCAAAUCCAGACCACAUCUCCUGCACAGGCUGCACUUUCACAUUAGCAAGUGAUGCUACAGCUUGUCACCAAUCAACCACACAGCACAGCUCCUCACCUGCAUAGAAUGGUAGGCACAGCAGAGGCACUCAGGCAAGGAGGUGCAUUGCCCUGGCCUCAAAGCACAGCUUGAGCUGCCACCAGCCAUGCCCUGCAGCCACAUGCUCAGCUGUGGGCUGGGCUGGCAGGUCACAGCUUUUUCUUGUGGCAAUCCCUAAGCGGAGGUGGGUUGGCUCCACAGGUGCCAGGCACCACGCCAUGCCCUGGUGUCCUCCUCAUCCGGCCAUAGGGUGCAUGGAGAGCGUCUGCAAGGACCUCUGCACAAGGCCGGAACGUGGCGGGCAGGGGACCUCAGCCACGAGCAGAUUUGGGGCUGUUGCAUCACCCCCAGAGAUAUCCCGUAGGGACACAGGAGGUGCGAGGAGACGCGGGGGCGAGUGCCAGGACUGCCUAACGCUCCUCUCUCUCUGUCUGUGUAUUUGUGUGUUGCAGCAAUACCAUCCCACUGACAUCACCGGCCAGCUCAACCUCUCCGACCCCUCCGUCAGCACUGUGGUGUGACCUCCUCCCCGAGGGCCAUCAGUCCUUGCCCAACACAGCAGGAAGGCACAGCCAGGACUGCCUCUCAAGGGACACUGAUGGGUUCUUCAGGGUGAGAUGGGAGUAAAGCAUCCUUCAUCCAUACACGGUGACUUCAUUGUAUAUCUCCCUCCCUCCCUAGGCCUGCCGCCACACUCACACCCCAAAAUGCACGGCAGAACCAGGACAGGGUUUGGACUUCACUGUACAGAGAUAACCGCUCCCAACCAGUGCUGUUGUUGAUCAGUAUUGCCACUGACUGGCUGCGUGCGAGGGGAAAGGACUUGGAAGGCACGUGGUGCCUGCUGUCCCACGGUGACAGGGAAGAGCCGGUGUCGGGCUGCAGCCACAUGCUUGGCUUUGCGGGCUCUGGGUUCUCUCAGAUCCCAGAGAUGUUCUCGUGGAGCGGCCGGGGAUUGCUGCCAUGCGGUGAUCUGCCACCAGCACAGCAGGGCCGGGAGAUGUGCACACCUCUCAUGGCCAGGGGAUGAGCGCCCGUUCCCCUCCAUCAGCCCCUGCUCAGUGCCCGUGGUAUGAGCAAAUGUGGUGCAAUGGAGCUCCCAGCCAAGAUCCUGGUUUCCCAUAUCUGCACACAAGGCAUCCCCAGGGCCUGGUCGUGGCCAGCACGUGACUCUCACACUGUAGCUGACCUGACCAGGAGACAAACAAGGCAAACCAAGUGCCAGCUCAGCAGAGGGCAGCUAAACAAUACUGCUCAGAGCUACUCCUCCCCAUGCCCCAAGCUCCUACAGGCAGGUGUUUCAAGCAGCCAUAGGCGUUCAAGCACCCAGGAAACACCAUCCAGGUUGGGGAUGAGUGCCUGCAGAGUGUGCAUGAGCAGCGAGGGCAGAAAACCCUCCUGCAAUGUGGUACCAAGCCCCUGUGGUGAGAACCACCUUCUCCUUGCCCCAGCCGAGCAGGUGUGGCAGACAGGGCCGGCAAGAUUUUCGGGUGGCAGCUGGGCUCUGUGAGCAUCGUCCCACUGACUGCAGUGGCUCCAUCAAGUUCAUCUCACUCCAGCUGAGAAAUCAGGCCCAUUCGACUUUAUACGUCAGUGUAACAUUGAUACCAAGUUUUUGCAAGAGCUCAGUAAAGUCUAGACUGGA
Gallus gallus (chicken) is the source of this 7074-nucleotide messenger RNA. It is a transcript of the gene GRIN1, whose product is annotated as glutamate ionotropic receptor NMDA type subunit 1. Gene Ontology annotation, biological process: ionotropic glutamate receptor signaling pathway; chemical synaptic transmission; monoatomic ion transport. Lineage: Eukaryota; Metazoa; Chordata; Aves; Galliformes; Phasianidae. The record is from RefSeq and is a predicted model, not a curated record. Gene Ontology annotation, molecular function: NMDA glutamate receptor activity. The coding region runs from base 146 to 3106 and encodes 986 amino acids. The transcript is spliced from 21 exons. Gene Ontology annotation, cellular component: NMDA selective glutamate receptor complex; plasma membrane; neuron projection.